UUACUAUUGCUGGUUGUGGCAUGAAGCAUCGGCAGCUGAAUUUCAGUCGUCUAUUUUCUGCAUCAUCCAACAUAUGUGAAGGGUUCCAGCCUGCUUGCAAAUGGUAGCGAAGAUGAUGCUACAUUUUAAAAGGUCCAGCAUCCUUUCAAAGAAGAAGGAGCCCAGCUAUAGCUUUUGUCUCCACAAACACUACUGCAAGGCAGCCAAGAGCAGGAACAAGAUCCAUUGUGACUGUGGUGAAAAUAGCAAUGAGCCGCUGGCAUGGCAGUGGGACCAGGCGCGGGCGCCAGCUUCGGCUCGCUUCCUGCCGACGCACGUGGCCUGCCACGAGACGCUCUCCACGGGUACGGCUGUGCUGCUGGGCGACACCAUCCUCGAGCCCGGCGGACACCACUUCUUCGAGGUCAAGCUGCUGACCGACCUGUACGGCACGGACACGAUGGUGGGUCUGGUGACGGACCAGUUUGAUCCGGACUCGGCCAACCAGCGAUUCGUGAGCCUCCUGGGCGCCGACUCCCACUCAUGGGGCCUCUCCUUCCAUGGUACGAUCCGCCAUGCUGGCCGCUCGCAGCCCUACACCAGCCUCUUCGGCAAGGGCUCCAUCAUCGGCGUCUACGCCAACCUUCGCGCCGGCACCGUCGAGUUCUUCCUCAACCGACGCUCGCUGGGGGUGGCGUUCUCGGGCCUGAGCCGACCGGGCGACGGCGGCAGGUCUUGCCGCGUGAUAACGCUCGCCUCGCCGGAGGAGGAGGGAGAGGACGAGGAAGAGGAGCUGCAUCGGCUGGCCGGCGCGCCGCGCACCGUGCUGACGAUCGCGGACGGCAUACCGGCCUCGGACACUGGCUGCGACGUCAUCCGUGACGUAACCGCCGUCGAGGCGGACAGCAUACCGGCCUCAGACGCCGGCUGUGACGUCAUCCGUGACGUUACCGCCGUCGAAGCGGACAGGGUACCGGCCUCAGACGCCGGCUGUGACGUCAUCCGUGACGUUACCGCCGUGGAGGCGGACAGCGUGCCGGCCUCGGACGCGCACUGUGACGCCAUCGAUGGCGUCCGGUCGGGCAUGGACGGGUUCGCCGCGGUGUUCUCGCAGGUGUCAGUCGGGGAGCUGCCGGUAAAGCUGCAGCAGCGCAAGACGAACCGAGAGAGCCAGGAGAGCGUCUAG
Messenger RNA from Pollicipes pollicipes, 1165 nucleotides. RefSeq lists its product as uncharacterized. The record is from RefSeq and is a predicted model, not a curated record. Bases 101 to 1165 code for a protein of 354 amino acids. The transcript has 10 exons. Gene Ontology annotation, cellular component: SCF ubiquitin ligase complex. Gene Ontology annotation, molecular function: protein binding. Gene Ontology annotation, biological process: proteasome-mediated ubiquitin-dependent protein catabolic process. NCBI's taxonomy places the organism in Eukaryota, Metazoa, Arthropoda, Thecostraca, Pollicipedomorpha, Pollicipedidae.